This is a messenger RNA of Megalops cyprinoides (Indo-Pacific tarpon), 3868 nucleotides long. RefSeq names its product AP2-interacting clathrin-endocytosis protein-like. Bases 345 to 3503 code for a protein of 1052 amino acids. The record is from RefSeq and is a predicted model, not a curated record. The transcript has 7 exons. NCBI's taxonomy places the organism in Eukaryota, Metazoa, Chordata, Actinopteri, Elopiformes, Megalopidae.
CUGCUCUUGCUCUCUCUCUCUCUCUCUCCCUCCCCUCCCUCGCAGUCUGUCAGGCGCACGAGCGCAGGCAGCGCAAACCCCGGGACCCGUCCUGCUUCCACACCGUUCCUCCACACGCAGGGAUGGGAGAUCCAGCCUCCGGGACGCAGGGAGCCAAUGCCAGCAGUAUUCCUUCUCUCUCCCACAGCUUCUCUUGACAAAAGGGGACAGCAGAAGACCUGGAUAAAAGACCACAUUCUUCAGCUGCCAGCUUCUUCUGAGAGUUCCACACCCAGGACCCAGGAGGCCCACAGAACGCUGCACUUCACCCAGCCAGGAGCCCCUCCUCCACAGCACCGCCGAAGAUGAAGUCCGACGGGCUGGGGGGACCCACGCAAACCGCCAGCACUACGCCCGGGGACGGCGAAGCGGGCGGGGCCAAAAACGGCAAAGACAAGAGCAAGGUAGCCAAGCCCGGGGAGAAGAGCACCCCAGCCAAGACCAGGAUGGCAGCCAGGGACAAGCCGGAGCUGAAUGGCGUGGCGAAAGCCGAGGUCCCGGGGGUGAGGCGGGAGAAUCCAGCCGCCGGCGGCGCCACUGUGAAUGGAAUCCGGGGCUCCCCCACUGGCAAAGACAGGAAGCCCAACUCAGGCACCCGGCCCAAGGCCCACGCCACCCCCACGGCCCAGCCCAAGCCUGCUAAACCUCAGAAGAGCACCUCGGGGAAGGACCCCUCGCAGGGCCCCGACGGCCCCGCCCCCCAGCCCUCUCUCAGCGCCUCCACCUCCGGCAGCGCCUCCCCCGAAAACAGCACCAGCAGCCCCCGCAACUCCACCCCAGGCCACAGGCCAAAGACUGCAGCCAAGGCAGUGACCAGAUCUCCUGUGACCAAGAACCCUCAGAAACCCGAUCCUACCAAGACUAACAGCACCACAAACAAAACAAACGCGAAGGAGCCCAGCAAGGCCAAGCCCCCAGCGGCAGGCAGGUCAGCAACGGGGACGCCUGGGUCCAGGGCCGACCCAAAAGGGAGAAGCACACCCGUCACCGCCCUGGGAGAUAAUCACGCUGGGAGUGCACGGAAACCAGCUUCCCCCAGGAAAGAGGACAGCAAGGACAGCCCUAAGGCCACAUUGGGGGACAGACCAGCUGGCGAUGCUGCCAAGAAGAAGGUCACCAAGGCCACGCCCACCACAGGAACAGAUGCCAAAACCAGUACCAAAUCAACAAAGUCUGUCUCGGGACCCUCCAAGCCAGCACCCCUCUCUGGAGCCAAAAGCGUUCUGAAACAGAAAAGUACCCCCGAGUCACCCACGGCGAAGGGUUCCCCUAAAUCAGCAGGAACGGAGAAACAACCUCCCAGUGGAUCAAAGAAGCCAGCAGCUAAAAUAAAGUCCAAUCAGAAGAGCCAAGCAGUUAAGAGUAGUGGACCUGAACAUGGUGUUUCUGGACGUGUCUCAGAGGAGAUGUCAAAAGACCGGAAGGAUGGAGCAGAGCAUGGUGGGAGUAGAGCUGAAAAGCCUUCACCCCACAUCCCUGACCUCAGCACAGCACAGCAGGACCCUCAUGACAAUGGAAGCGUUUUAGCUGGGCCAGAGGAGCAGCAGGGCCAGCCUCAGGCCCACAGUCCAGCACCAGCACAGAGCAACGGCAUUUCAGAGAGCCCAGCCCGCAGUGACUCACCCGGGCCAACAGAGGGAGCCACUGGGAGACAGACACCAGGUGGCACCAUCCCGUCCCGCAUCUGCAGUGGCCGUGGGCUUGGAUCACCGAAUUCGCCCAAAGACGUGGACCUGCUGGGGACGGCGGGCAGCCAGGAGGGCUCAGAGACGCCCCUGGAGGACUCAUGGAGCGUACCCCACCAGCAGGGCAGCCCCGAGUCAGAGACAGGCAGCGCCGCCACCACCUCCUCGGAUGACAUCAAGCCCCGCUCGGAGGACUACGACGCAGGUGGCUCGCAGGAUGACGACGGCUCCAACGACCGCGGCAUCUCCAAGUGCGGCACCGUGCUCUGCCAUGACUUCCUGGGCCGCAGCAGCAGCGACACCAGCACCCCGGAGGAGCUGAAGAUGUACGACGCGGGGCUGCGGGCGGAACUGCGUCUGAGGGCGCGGGACAUGGCCGACCCUUUCCACGGACACUCCACCAGCGAGGAGGAGGCCGGCCGCCGCCAGCGGCCGCGGUCCUGGCUGCGCCAUGACGACGCCCCCGUGGAGGAGGAGCCGGGAGAGGAGGAGACCACCUCCGCGGUCAAGAACGUCCCCAACCACCAGCUCUUCUCUUCUGAUGAGGAAGAGGAGGAGGAGGAAGAGGAGACGGAGGACGAGAGGUCAGAGGCAGAGAUCCCCGGGGAUGCCCCGCUCCCGCCGGCUGACCCCUCCCCCCACCAGUUCCAGGGCAUCGUCAACCUGGCCUUCGAGGACAUCGGCGAGCAGGAGAACGAGCUGCCGGGCUACAAGUCCGCCUCCAACUUCCGCCGCUCCAUCCUGCUUUCGGUGGACGAGUGCGAGGAGCUGGCGUCCGAGGAGGCGGGGGGGCAGACCCCCCCGCAACAACCCAGCGACCACCCCACGCCCAGUGAGGUCUUCGACGGUGCCCCCAAUGACCUCCAGGCAAAGCAAGACUGGCUCAACGACGCCCCACCAAUCAAAGGAACCGUGUCUGGGGGCAGGGAGGACGUCUACAUGGAUGGGUGGGGGGAGGAGGGGGAAUCCAAGGACGGCCUGACCCGGAGGGGCAUCCAGGAGGAGCCGAGCGCAGUCACGGCCGGCGACCUGCUCCCCGACCACGACACUAGUGACCUACGACCUCAGGAGAGGCCCUGCCACCUGGACCUCCAGCACACCGAGCAAUACUCCGAAGGCGGGCCUCUGAGGAAGCCCCUGGCCGAACCCGUGGACGACAGGAAGGACUUUCACCUGGACUUGCAUGAGCGUCAGCAGGCAGGGAGCUCUCCUGUACCCACUGCCCACCUCGCACCUUCCCCUGCAGGGGACUUGGGAACUGAUGAUUGUGACAGAUUGGAUCAAACCUGCACAUAUGACCGUCGCCCGUCCAAAACCCUCUCUCCCAUUUACGAGAAGGACACGGGAGCAGCCUUUGAGCGGGCCGCGGAUGCAGACACGUGCGUUUCGGUGCACCGGGAGCAGCCGCCGGGGGAGAUGGAAAUCGAGGCCGGGGAGGACGACGGCUACGAUGACAACAGCCGGUUCGCGGAGCGGGACUGGAUUCUGCUGCGGCAGCUGCUCUCGGACCAGGAGAGCAGCCUCGGCAUCAUAAACUGCGUGCCUGAGGACCUGAACCUGGCGCAGUACCUCAUCAAGCAGACGCUGGUGCUGUCCCGCGACUGUCUCAAGGCGCAAGCGAGGCUGCCCCACGAGCAGGAGCCCUUCAAGCGGUGGGCUGAGCUGAUCUCCCCGCUGGAGGACUCCACCCCCAGCAUCACCGUCACCAGCUACUCCCCUGAGGACGCCGCCUCGCCCCAGGGCGAGUGGACCAUCGUGGAACUGGAAACGCACCACUGAGGAGAGCGUAGGUGGGGCUCUGAGGCCAUCCCUUUGAACUCUAAAGCUCUUCCGAUUGCAAACAGUCAUUUCUCUUUUUUUCUACCAUCUCGGUUUAACUACCUACCGUACAAGGAACAUUCUAGGCUUUUUUGAUGGACUGCAGAUUAGGCUGUUUUCGCAUGUGAAUAUUUUUUGUAUGUUUACUGGUUUACUUGAUGUGGCUGCUUUGACUUUCAUAGAAAAUGGCAGGCGUGUUUCUUUCUCAUGUUGCCCUCCGUCCCCUCCAUAACGAAGCUUUGACAAUGGUGUUUUGCUGCGAAAAUAGAAAACAUGCCGUUCAAGCUGUUUGGUUUGCAUUCAUUGUCCUAUUUAUGACUAAAUAA